Molecule: messenger RNA, 3527 nt
Organism: Haliotis rubra (blacklip abalone)
Lineage: Eukaryota; Metazoa; Mollusca; Gastropoda; Lepetellida; Haliotidae
Product: RING finger protein 215-like
Exons: 11
Coding region: 1-1095 (364 amino acids)
Biological process (GO): ubiquitin-dependent protein catabolic process
Molecular function (GO): ubiquitin protein ligase activity
Source: RefSeq, a predicted model, not a curated record
AUGGCUGACAUAGCCUGGAUUCUUAUACAAUGUAUAUUUCUGUGCGUGAAAUAUCCUAGACGAAAUGGCUGCUGUGCAAUAUUUACUAUUUACAUUAUUUUACUGACUCCAGUGCUAGCCUCUUCCAGCAAAACUGCUGGAAUCGAGUUCAGAAAGGUGGAAAAGUUCGGCUCGAAACGAAGCACAUCCAGUGAUGAGGACACGGUGUCGAGUUUGACAGCUAAUGUUCGUGGAUGGCUUUCGAGGGCAGGUGGCGAGAAGGUGGCUGAUGGGAGGGUGCAUCUGAUUGAGGACUCCUGUGGCAAUGAGGAUGAGAAGAGUUUCGCCCGACUUCCAAAAGACUGGGUGGGUGUCCUGUACUAUGCUGAUGACAUCAUCGACACCAUCACGGACAACGGCACCUCGACCAACUGUCCACAUGUGCUAGACAGGGUUAAAAAUGCCCUGAUGUUUGGUGCUUCAGCGAUCAUCAUCCUGACUCUCAACCCCAAAAUCUUCAAGGAGUUGGAUGUGUCACAGCUAUUUUCACAGCCAGUUGUUAUUGUUGAUAAUGCUGAAAAUGUGACAGCUCUCCUCUCCCUACUGAGAAGUAAGAUGACGCUGAAAGCAAGAGUGCUGGUCAACAUGACAAGGCAAGAGCUCCUGAAAUUCCCCACCUUGACGAUGUGGGCAACAUGUGGGCGGCAGAAUGGCCAUGGAGGCAUCGUCUGUCUGGAGAGGAACAGUGAGGUUGGACAGGGCAAGGCAGAUCCUGGCUUGUUCUGGAACUUCUUCUACACCAUCAUCUUGUUGCUGAUGCUGCUGUACAUGAUGAAGUCCCCGGGAGAGCUGGAGGCCUCUCUGCGUCAGUUGGCCUGUCAAGCUCUGUCAAUGAUGAAGACUCAGAAAUACCAUGCCCACAUGAACACCGGUCAUGAUACCUGCGCCAUUUGCCUUGAUUUAUUCUUUAAAAAACAGAAAAUCCGCGUUCUUCCAUGCAGUCAUCAGUUUCACACAAAGUGUGUUGAUCCAUGGUUGGUGAAAAACAGGACUUGUCCUCUGUGCAAGCUCAACAUUAUCGAGCAGUUACAGAGAGACUCUGAUGACGAAGAUUAGCCCAGUGAUGCCAUAUCCUUCAGGUCUGCCAGAAGGUGUAGAUGGCUGAGACAAGGUGUAUGAAUAUAUAUGUCUUCAGAACCAAGCCAGAGAAUUGUCCUCCUCAACGUCACGACUACCUGACACUCAUAAGGAGACACAGUGACUGGUUUCAGCAAGUGCAUAUACAAACUGUUGUAAACCUGUUGUUUGGUGUGACUCAAUCACUGUAUGUAGAGCAUUGGAGCAAUGCUAAACUUCAAUUUGCUCCACAGGAUAACACAUACAGGAAGAGUAGAAGCAUUAAUGCAAUGCUGCUUUAAAAACUUAAGCAUAAAAACAUUGGUGUGAUUGUUUUUGGAGAAUAGUGUUCCACGUGCAAUGGAAGAAUUCAUUUCUGUUGAUCUCGGAUAGUGUUAGUAUGAUGAGCUGAACAUGAAGUUCAUGCUCUACGUACUUUUGUCAACCCAAAUUUUCCAACCCUGUUGUUGUUUUUGAUUGCAAUCAUUAUCCAGGUGCCCAGUUGAAUUAUUAGGUCUUUGAGUUUAACAUUAGUUUGCUUGAUUUGUUAGAGUUAUGUCCCUUCACUUUCUCAGCUGUAAGCUCCAUUCCAGUGUGUGCUUCCUUAAGUACCUGCCUAUUGGUGUACAAAGUGUAGGGAGUAUCACUGUGUGGAGUUUACUCAGCAGCAUUGUGGCAUUGAUCGUUACUCCCCAUCUGUGAUCUGUUGUUUAUUUAGUUGUUGUGUGGUGGUUCUUUGUUUGUAUUUAUACUAAAGCCAAAAUAUACUUGCAGAUGGCUGCUUUCUAAGUUAUAGUGGCAAAGUUUGACUUGUAAGUCAAAGUAGCUACAGCAAAGGCAUUAAGGGAAAUCUGAAAAAUGGUUUGCUUAACAUCUGUUUCCAGCUGUGAUAAAAUUAUUUGUGUUGCAGUUUAAACAAAAGUUGGUUUGGGUUUCCGGAAACUCAAAUAUUUGCUUUAUCCUAAUGUGAAAAAUCGAGAAUAUUAAAAAUAUGUGUUAAAUAAAAUUGUGUUUAAUAGAUUUGAUUGUUUAUAUGUGUAAAAUUAUAAGUGCAUAUGUACUGUCAUACCUAAAUAUGGUGGAACAGUUAUACAUUUUAGUUUUAGUUAUAUUGAAGUCAUGCUCCUAUUUCAUUAUGGUCAUAUAUAUUUAUAUAUGUUUGUGAUGCAUAUUUUUAUAAAAACUCGGUAAAAUGUAUUCCAGCAAGUAUUGUUAUAUGAUAUUCAUUUGUAAAAUACUAGGCAUGUUAUUUGCUUUUUAAUGCUAAAGAAAGGGUUGAUAAACAAAUAGUGAGGUAGGCAACUGCAACAGUUAUCUCCCUUUGAUGGUCUCCCAGAAAGUGUUUUCUCUGUGUGAAGCAUGUUUUGUUAAAUACACUAAAACUAGAAAAUGAUCAGUUUUGUCAUGUCUCAGGAGCAAUGGAUUGAAACAUUUUGUGUAAUGAAUGUUGACAGAAUAAAACACACAUAGUUGAAUAAUCCAGGGGAAGUAGCUUACAGUUAUAGUCUUAUUCACAUCGUCAAUGAAAUAUACUCUUUUCAGUGUGUAAUGAAUGUAUUUGUAUAUGGUAUAUGAUAUGGAAUGUGUUCAUCAAUGCUCCCAGUGACUCACAUGAUCAGGGAAACAGUAUUCCCCCCUCUGCAGAGACUGAGAAAUAAUUGAACAAACACUUUUAUACAUGAGGUUAGACAUUGUCAGUACUGGAAUCCAGUUCUCAUUAAAGUUGACGACCUCAGAGUAAAACUGGGAACAUCAUAGUUAUAAUUGUGUUACUUCAUACUUUCAUGUCAUAUUUGGGAAGUUUAGUGUUUUAACUUUUCAAAGAUUUGUAACUUUCUUUGACUUCCAGUAAGUUAAGUUUUUUUGUCAGGCAUGAAAAAAACUCACGACAAUGAAAGGUUCAAGUCAUGAUCAUAGUCAACAUGGCCAAGUGAAAUAUAAAAGUACAAAACAACAAUACCAGCAACAGUCCUGCCAUAUUCUGUGCUGUUAACCGGGCUUCAUAACCAAUAACAGCAUCUUGAAAGUGAAGGGUAACGGAGUGAUUCACAUUACUCUCUGGUUCUUAACUUUUCACAACAUUAACAAAAUUAAUAAUUGAUGUUCUAGAGUGACAGAUUAUGAUUUAUUGACAAGAGAAAAUAUCAAAUCCCUCUUUAAACCAAAUUGUGUUGUUAUAUGCCCAAAUACAAUGAUAUGACAUAGUCCUGUUCCUCUAGAACAACAAAAUUAAUUUCAGUUCUUGCCAAGGUUGACUGUCAAGUGUGGGUCACAGGUAUCCGGCAUGUUGUAAUCAUCCUCAUUUAUCCAGGGUUUGAAACUUCAUUCUGUUACCAAAUAAAUAGACUACUUCUGUAAGAAGUGACAUUGCUACCUCUCUUGCUCGUUGGAACUAUACUCAACAAGAAUGGUUAAGGACCUCCCCAGUAUUC